Rhinolophus ferrumequinum (greater horseshoe bat) is the source of this 2004-nucleotide messenger RNA. It is a transcript of the gene GPR150, whose product is annotated as G protein-coupled receptor 150. Gene Ontology annotation, molecular function: corazonin receptor activity. The record is from RefSeq and is a predicted model, not a curated record. Gene Ontology annotation, biological process: neuropeptide signaling pathway. Gene Ontology annotation, cellular component: membrane. Lineage: Eukaryota; Metazoa; Chordata; Mammalia; Chiroptera; Rhinolophidae.
UACUGGAACCCAUCUCUCUCUCUGUGCAUGUGCGUUUUCAACUAACUUUGGGAACUCGUGUAGACCCGGCAUCGCGCCCUACGCAGCUUCGCCUCCGCCUUGGUUUCCCGCACCCUGCCUGCCCUCUCCGGUACCUCCUCUUCCUCCAGGCUAAGGAUGGAGAAUCCCUUCAGCCUCUCAACUCUGUCGACCGUGCCCAACCUCUCCGUACCCAUCUCGCUGGGGAGGGGUAUCAACCUGACUUCUGGACAGGGAGCCUCGGCCCUGGGGCCACCGCCGCUGCCACCCGGUCCGCUCAGCCGCCUGGUGUUCCUGGGAGUCAUCCUGGUAGUGGCCGUGGUCGGCAACGCUACGGUGCUGUGUCGCCUGUGCGGUGGCGGCGGACCCUGGGCAGGUCCCAAGCGUCGCAAGAUGGACUUCCUGCUGGUGCAACUGGCCCUGGCCGACCUGUACGCGUGCGGGGGCACCGCGUUUUCUCAGCUGGCCUGGGGGCUGCUGGGCGAGCCGCGCCUGGCCGCGGGCGACCAGGCGUGCCGCUUAGUGCGGCUGCUGCAGGCAUCGGGCCAGGGCGCCUCCGGCCACCUCGUGGUGCUCAUCGCCGUAGAGCGCCAGCGCGCCGUGCGCCGUCCGCAGGGCCCACCGCUGCCCGCGCGCGCCCUCGCCACCCUGGGCUGGCUGCUGGCGCUGCUGCUGGCGCUACCCCCGGCCUUCGUGGUGCGCGGCGGAGCCCCGCCGCCGCCACCUGCAGUGCCCCCGGCCACCCGCGCCUGGCCCGGACAGCGUCGCUGCCGCGGCAUCUUCGCGCCCCUGCCGCGCUGGCACCUGCAGGUCUACGCGCUCUUUGAGGCCGCCGCGGGAUUCGCGGCUCCGGUCGCCGUCCUGGGCGUCGCUUGCAGCCGCCUGAUCUGCGCCUGGCGGCAGCGCCCGCCCCGGGCCCCAUCGGCUCCCGCGCCCAGAUCGGCGAGUCCCGGCCGAGCCCCAGCGCACAGCGCGCUGCCCCGCGCCAAAGUACAGAGCCUGAAGAUGAGCCUGGUGCUGGCACUGCUGUUCGUGGGCUUCAAACUGCCCUACUUUGCGGUCCGCCUGACAGCCGCGUGGUCGUCCGCACCCGUGGGAGAGUGGGAGGCCGAGGGCCUUGCGGUGGCGCUGCGCCUCGUGGGAGUGGCUAACAGCGCUCUCAAUCCCUUCGUCACCAUCUUCUUCCAGGCGGGCGACUGCCAGCUCCGGCGGCGACUGCGGAGGCGCCUGGGCGCCCUCUGCGGCGCACGGAGGGGAGUCGCGGAGGACGACGAGGGGGCCCAGGGCCACCAGGCUCUCCACCGCCACCGCUGGCCCCAACCUCACUAUCACCACGCUCGGCGUAAGCAGCUAGAGGAGGGCUGCUUGCGCCCACCCCUCCCGAGCCUCCGGCCGCGGCCCUGCUCCUGCGAAAGCGCCUUCUAGGUGCUCCAUGGCCGAGACAGAUCCUCUGCGCCGCUGCACAGCCUCCAAGGAACACGAAGCCGGCCAGGGUCUAUCUAUAUAAACAACCGACAGGAGGGGUGUUCCAGAUAGUGACACUGAAGCUGUCACCUGAGACACUCUCCUGCAAUAUUUCUUUCUAAUGUUUACAUUCUACAUGCUUCCAAUUCUUUCUUCCAGUCCUCUCACCUAUUCCACUUGGAGACAGGAGCAAGCCAUUGGAAAAUUGUAGAAACAAUCAAGUUACAGAGUUAUUUUUGCAGUUCUCUUUCACGCUCCUGUAGUGUUCUGGAUAAGAUCAUUUGUUUUAGCUAAAUUGCCAAGCUUUCAUUAUUUGUUGCGUUAUUAUCCUGUUUUUACUUAUCUUGAAUCGUGUUUAAUCAAGAGUACCUUCGGGACCAGAGAAUUUGCCUGCCUUUCAAGGAGGAAAAUCCCCACGUUGCUCUCUCCCUGAGGAGGGCUGUAAAUUGUACCAGUGAUACUGUCAGAAAUGUAACCAUGGCUGUCACUUCAGAGCUACAAAGUGUUUGGAAAAUAAAAACA